CCUCCAGCUGAUUUCCUUGGAUGGAGUGUGUGGUGUGUUUUUUUUCGUUUGAUGUUUGCGUCGCGCUGCUCGGCUAUGACCGCGGUGCUCGGAGUUCUUGUGGCGCACUGACACGCAGCGAACUCCCGAGACAUUAUGGCCCAGGCUGCUCAGAUGAAUGUCAUUGAGACCAACAGCCCGAUUCGCGUUGAACACGACAGGAAACGACGCCAGUUCAGCAUCCGCCUCAACGGUUCUUACGAUCGAGCAGUGUUGCUGUACGAGUAUGUGGGGAAGAAGACAGUGGAUCUGCAGCACACUGAAGUUCCAGAUGCUUACAGAGGACGAGGAAUCGCCAAGCACCUGGCCAAGGCAGCAAUGGAGUUCGUGGUUGAAGAAGACCUCAGGGCUCACCUGACCUGCUGGUACAUUCAAAAGUAUGUAAAAGAAAACCCUCACCCUCAUUACCUGGAGCACAUCAUCCACUGAGAACGAUGGCAACAGGAUGAACGGACUUGUGUUGCUGACUGUGUAACCGAGAGAGUGUGAAUGUUUGGAGGAGACGAGAUAGAAAUUAUCAGCAACUGUACAGACGGCGUAUCUCCGGCGUUUGGAGAACGCGCUUUUCAUGACCGGACAUAUUGGCCUGUUUUUACAGCACUGACUGUGGUUACGGGGGUUCUCAUGCCAACAUGCCUAAACAGGGUGCCAUGUAUACUACACAUGCCUUGCUAGCUCAAUGCCAGAAGGUCCAAAUGGUGCUCCAAACAUACAUGCAUGCAAAAAAAAUUUGAACCUGUUUCAUUGAAAGACAAUAUGAGAGCCUGUUUGUGAGUGAGUGUGUAUUUAGUACCAGUAGAGUCAUUACCAUCAUACACUAAGAGGCAAGACGGCUCUCAGGAUCGAAACCGCUCUCAAACAGUCAACACUAUGGACAGGGAGCGUGUAACGUGUGUCGGCAUAACAAAACUCUGGUGUGAGAUACGCCAUCGCAUUUUGCGCUCAUGCCGAAGGGUGUGUAGGGUUUUAACGCGUGUGUUAUUCCAGUACCUACCUUUCCCCAUGGCCUUAUCAGUUAUGUUGUCUAGCGAAGGCCACCGAUCAACAGGGUAAGUAAGGUGCUCAAUCUACAGCAGUGCAGUCUGCCUUUAUACUAGAACAUCUGUAGCAACAUCUGAACAUCUGAAUAUUAAGAGGCUGGGCAUAGUCUGUAGAGGCUGUUACAAGAGGAUGGGUCAUGCAUACGAACCAGGCUUGAAAUUAAUCAGUUUUUAUAUGCUCAUAUAUUCGGUAUUAAUAUUCCAAGUUUUAAAAUAAAGACUUUAAAACUAA
Silurus meridionalis is the source of this 1311-nucleotide messenger RNA. It is a transcript of the gene natd1, whose product is annotated as protein NATD1. Lineage: Eukaryota; Metazoa; Chordata; Actinopteri; Siluriformes; Siluridae. The coding region runs from base 136 to 468 and encodes 110 amino acids. The transcript is spliced from 3 exons. The record is from RefSeq and is a predicted model, not a curated record.